UUCUUUUUUUUUUUUUUUUAAUCUAAAUAUUUUUAUACAAUAACACAUAAUAAACAUUUAUAUUUUUAACACUUUUGAAUAAAUGUAUACAAGAAUAUUUUUAUAAAACUCUAAACUUUUUAAAAAUAUGUAUUUCCAAUGAGAUCUGAUACACCAAACUCGAGCAAUUCCACUUUUAAUUUUUUAAAAAUAAAUUAUUCUCUGAAAUGCCUCGUAUCUAUAGUUAGAAGGAUUUUUUUCAAAACCUCUUACAACCAGGUUAAAGGAGCCGACCGAAUUUCUCUGUACGCUAAACCUUGUCAAGUCCUUAAUAUCACUGUUGUACGCUCAAGGCACCACAGAGACGUAAUAGAAUUUAACUUGUCUUGUUAUAAGUUCAUUUGAUUGUAAUCACUUGAAGACAGUCAUAUACACUAUACUUUCAUGAAUAUUUUCCAGCAAUAUUUGUAUAUUUUUUAAUAAUAAUAAUAAUGAAUUUAGCAGAAAACUUUUGUUAAACUGUUUUAAUAACCUCAAUAUAAAAUUUAUUUGAUAUUUAAAAUUAACAUUAAUAUGGAAACAUAUUUUAUUUCAAUAUUUCAAUUAAUUUGAAGCAAUUGUUAUACUAAAACAAACACAAAAUUUCAGAUUUGUGAUAAUUCUAAAAUUUAGAUGACAUCAUGAAAUUUCAACUGCUUGCUCAUACAACCCAUUUAUUUACCAGUUAAGCAGAAAAAUCAAUCCGUUUUCUUAUAAAUUUGCUUUUAUCUUUUCUUUUACAAAAUUUUGAAAAUUGGACUAAACAGGGUUUGGUCUAAUAGGUCCAAAUUAAAUUAUUGAAGUUGUAUCAUCGACCUAAAAACACCUAGCUAUAUUUUCUUCUUUUUCUUCAACAAAUUUUCAUUAUAUCAUUAUGUUAAAGCGUUUUAAUGAUAACAUUUUCUAAUAAAAAUAAUUUUGAAAAAUAUAUUUUGACAAUUUUAAAACUUUCGCCACAUAUUUUUUUAACUGCAUAAAAGUCAAAUCUCUAGUAAUAACUAAAUGAACUAUAAUCUAAACCAUUCAAACAUAAAUAAUGUACAAUAGAAAAAGGUAAGAAAUAAAUACAAAAUAUCCAUUUCAGAAUGAAUAAAAGUUAUUGAGAUAAAUUAAUUUUGACACUAAAUAGUAAUUCUACCAAAAUAAAUUUUGUUCCGUUGAUAUAUUAUAAUCAAAAUGAAUAAAUUAGGAGUUAGAAAAGCCUAAAAUAAAAUGCUAUUAUUACGGAAGUAUGGACUAUUUAAAAUAAUUCUUAAAACUAAAAUAGAAAAAAUAUAUAAAUUAAAAAAAAAAAAAGACUACACUUCUACAACCUUUGGUUUUGUGUUUAAAGUUAAAUAUUUUGACUAAAACUUAAGUGACUAAUAAUUGGUGCAGCUAAAAAGAAAAUUCAUAUUUCUACUUACAAGAUUAAUGAAUUUAUAUACUCGAAAAUAUAUGAUUUUUUUAUCACAACUCCAAAAGAAAAAAAAAUUAUAUUUUCAAAUAGAAAGUUAACAGUUCUUGAAAGCCAAAUAUAUGUAUACAAUAUUUCAUUUAAAAAAUAUAAAAUAUUUAAUAAAUUUGAAAUCGAGCCGAUUGUUUUUUUUUUAAUCAAGAACAAUAUACCAUUAACUGAACUUAUGAUAUGACCACAAAAGGUAUUACCAAUAUCAUUGGUGAUUUUUGCUCACAAGGUGACUAUUGAAGUCGUAGACAUUUGCAGUUUGAUCGCCGCAUAUGUUGCACUUCCAAGGGCUGGCUUCUGAGUGACAACCUUUGUGAAGAAGAUACAAAGUCGAAUCGGGAAAAGUUAUGCCACAAUAUUGGCAAGUUUGAUUGAGAAUUGACUUCAAAUGUACAGGUUCUGGAGCUCUUUGACUAGAAGUUGGGGCAUUAGAAUCUCCGGACUGCGGGGACCCGCUAGGACUCUCGGCACACUCAUCAUCAACAACCAGCUGAGGGGAAGAAGGCGAUUGUGGAAGAGAAAUUUCCACAUGGGGAGUCAAAAAAUGCAUUGGAGGUGUAACACUCUCUGCCACACGUUCUGUAUUGUAACCUGGUUGAUCUAAAUCGAUGCCAUGUCUGUGAUGAAAGUGAACUCGUAAACUUUUCAUUGACGCAGCAGUAAAAUCACAGAGCGGGCAUGUCUUUAUUGGAGCAUCGCCUUGCUGGACAUGCUCGUUUUGAAAAUGAGCUCUCAUAGCAAUCUGCCUUUGGAAUCCUCUAAGGCAAAUAGGGCAUUUAAAGAGAUUAGCUUUUGCAUGCGUUGUCGAAUGUUCCUGUAAGUGAUCCUUACGAAAAAACCUCUUCCCACAAAUCCGACAUUCGAAUGGUUUCACUCCAGUAUGCCUCAUUUUAUGCCUUCUCAUAUUUGCUGAAUUAGAAAACUUCAUUUGGCACACAUCACACUCAUACAUUUUUGAGCGGGAUGUACACAUAGCCAUGUGAGUAAGCAGGGCUGUGUGUGAGACACUUUCAUAGUCACAUCUUUCACACCUAUGAGUUGGUAUUUUGCCUUCUGAAGAAUCAUAAUUAGUAUUUAAUCCUGAUUCUGCAUUAUUUAUUUCUUCAUUAUCACAUUCAUCCUUGCAAAUAUCUUCUUCUUUGAAAGUUCUAGAAUCUACAUCAGAAGUAGAUUCUUCUUUAAUGCUAUCGUUAUCAUCUUCCGCCAUGAUCCAAUCUUUCCAAUUAUCUUCUCUGACACAAUAUUUCAUUUGAAAACAAAUAUAGGUUCAUAUAUGUAUGCCCUAGAUCCCAUUAGUAGCAAAAUGAGGGCAAACCAUUAUAAUGGUUAUCACUAAUGCAAAUAUAAACUUCAUUCACAUGGUAUCUUUGGUUAUUAUAGAGGGUUUAUCUAUUAGUAAUCACUUAAAAAUUACAUAAAUUAUCACUGACCGUAAAUACUUUGUACAACUACUGACCUACUCUGAACUGACAGCAAACCGACCCAAAACAACAUACCCUGUUUACAACCUAACCUAACUUGGGUAGCCAUAUUAUGGAGUGCUUAAAUAAAAAAAAAAUAAAAAAUGAUAAAAAGUCAGAUGAGAAAUCAUCAUUUUAAAAAGAAUAACAGAAUUAUCAAAUAUUCCAAUGUCGAAGCAAAGCACAGUUUAUUUCAUAGACACAAACAACUACUAAAUAUUUAUGCAUUAUACGCUCAAGAAAUAACAUUAAAAUAUACAUGAAUAAUAACAUCAGAACUAUUUAAUUAUAAAGUAUAAAAAAUACUAUUUAAUGAAAACAUAUAAAAAAAUAUUAUACAACUUUAAUAUUAAAAACUUUCACCUAUUGCACAGAUUUAUUAGUUAAAAGACGUGCCAGUUAUCAAGAAGCCAGUAGCUGCGGUAGUGUUCACUUCACGUUCUGUUUCUAGGAAAGGCUUUAAGUUAAUUCUAUUUUUUUUUAAUGUUUCACACUAUAUAUUGUAAUCGCGGAUUGAUACUUGAAUCUGCAUCAAUAUGGGCAAGACGAAGAAAGGCCGAAAGGUAGAAUGUGAUGACGAUAUUGAACCAUCUGGAGUUGAAAAAGAAGUUGAAAAUGAUGUUGCAACUUCUAAAUCGAAAACGAAAAAGGAGAAAAAGGCAGUAGAUUUAGAUUCAGAUGUUGAAGAAGAUACAUUUAAAAAAAAGAAAAAUAAAAAAUUAGGAAAAGUACAUGAUGACACUGAUGAUUUAGUUGAUGACGUUCAAGAACUUUCUUUGAAUGCUAAAGGAAAAAAGGAUAAAAAGAAGAUGGUUGAAGGACGAUAUGGCGACAUCGACAACGAUCCAAAACAUACUGCGAGGAGAACAAAGGAGUGGUUAAUAAUUAAUGUUCCAAAACAGCUUCACACUCCUCCUCAGUCACCAGAUAUAAUUAUCAUUGAAAAUUUAUGGCACACCCUUGACCAAAAUGGCAAGAAUGUUCAGGACGCAGAUGAAGAGCGGUCUAAAAAAGCACCUUCUAAGAAGGGUAAAAACCGCGGGUCGGAUUCAAGUGAUGGUGAAGAAGAACCUGUUGCCAAGACUGAAAAGAAGAAAGGAGGAUUUGCUUUGCUAGCCAUGUCCGAUGAUGAAGUCGACAAAAGUGAUGAUGAUGUCGAUGAAGAUGAUGAGGAAGUCAAGGAGGUGGAGAUUAAACCAGAAGUCAAAAAAGAAAAGGAGAAAGAUAAGAAAGCUGGAAAGAAACCAAAAAAGAAGAAGAAAGAUGACGAUGAAGAUUUAGAUAAGAUUUUGGCUGAAUUAGAGAUGGAAUAUGCUGGUAUACCAGUUCCUAAAACAGAAGAACUGCCAGUCGAGGAAAAAGAAGCCGAAAAGGAUAAAAAAGGAAAGAAAAAGAAAAAAGGCGAAGAAGAUAAGAAAGAAUCUGAAGAUGUUUUGCCAGAAAAUAAGGAAAUGGAUGUAUCUCAAGAUCAGAAAAGUGUCACAGAUCUGAAAGAAGAUGUCAUUGAAGAUGACGAAAAGACAACGAAAUCUCAGAAAAAGAAGGAGAAGAAACAGAAACAGAAAGAAAAGGCUACAUUAAAGGAGGUAGAACCACCAGCAAAGGUGGAAACUGUAGUUGCUCCCGAACCCGAGAAACCUGAACCUGCUGCCGAAGCAGGAGAUGCUGAUGGAGACGAGGAUGAUGACAAAAAGAAGAAAAAGAAGAAGAAAGGCAAAGGAGAGAAAGAAGAUAAGGAUAAGGGUGGUAAACCGAAUAAGAAAAUGAUUGCUGCUAUGCAGGAAACUUUACGUAAGAUCAAGGAAGAGGAAGAAAAGCAAGCUCUGAUAGAGGCUGAAAAAUUGAGAAAAGAGGAAGAAGCGGAAAGAGCGAGACAAGAACAGAUCCGUCUUGAGAUAGAACGUAAAGAACGUAAAAAGCAAAAGGAAAAAGAAAGGAAAGAAAGGCUGAAAGCCGAGGGAAAACUUCUCAACCAAAAACAGAAAGCGGACAGGGCUAGAGCUGAGGCUAUGAUUGAGGCAAUGAAGGCUAUGUAUGCUGGGUCGCCAACUUCUCAACCUCCGGCCAAACCAAGGCCUUUUACCAAGCUUAAGAAACCUAAGAAAGAAGAUAAACCUGCCACUGAAGAGGUACCGAAGGUCCAAGUUGAAAUAAUUGAACCGACAAAGCCUGCUACUAAAGAAGAAGUUCAACCUCCUAAGGAAGAAGAAGAUGUUAAAGAUUCGUGGGAUGUUGAAUCAGAUGAGGAAGAUAAAUCUGAAGAAACUAGUCAACCUAAAGAGGUUGUUAAAAAAGUGGAACCAGCUCCAGUGGCGAAAAAGAAGGUAGAAGAGAUUGAAAAGGAAGAGUCUGAGGAUGAAGAUGACGAUGACGAAGAAGAUGAAAGUUCAGGUAGUGACGAAACGUCUAGCGAUAGUGACAGUGAGGAUGAGAAGAAGAAGACAGACGCAGAUAGGCGAAGAGAGAAAGCUCUCGAUCGUAUUAGAAAACGCCAAGAAGACGCAGAGAAAGCAAAAUCUCCAGAUGAACUCAGGGCAGCUGUUGUAUGUGUUUUAGGACAUGUAGAUACUGGUAAAACUAAAAUAUUGGACAAGCUGAGGAGGACUAACGUACAAGACAGUGAAGCUGGAGGUAUCACACAGCAAAUAGGAGCCACAAAUGUACCCAUCGAUGCCAUCAAAGAACAGUCCAAAAUUGUUAAAGGGUUUAACUUAGCUGAUCUGAGAAUCCCUGGUUUACUUAUUAUUGACACACCCGGUCACGAGUCCUUUUCAAAUCUGAGAUCCCGAGGAUCAUCGCUGUGCGAUAUCGCCAUUCUCGUGGUCGAUAUUAUGCACGGGCUCGAACCUCAGACGAUUGAGUCUCUCAACCUUCUUAAACAGAGAAAAACUCCUUUCAUUGUUGCAUUGAAUAAAAUUGACAGGUUGUAUGACUGGCAAACAAUGUUGAGGAAAGAUGUCCGUGAUAUAAUCAAAGGACAGGCAGCCAACACCCAACUAGAGUUUGAACAGAGGGCGAAUGAUGUAAUCUUGCAGUUUGCCGAACAGGCUACAGUCUUGGAAGUUAAAGCCAUUCCAGGCUUGGGCACAACUAUCGACGUCAUCUUGGUCAAUGGUUACCUGAGAGAGGGUGAAACUGUCGUUCUCGCAGGUACAGAUGCCCCCAUCGUAACCCAGAUCAGAUCACUCCUCAUGCCGCAGCCUCUUAAAGAAUUGAGAGUGAAGAAUGCCUAUGUCGAGUAUAAAGAAAUUAAAGCUGCUCAGGGUGUUAAAAUUGCUGCGAAGGACUUGGAAAAAGUUAUUGCAGGUCUUAAUCUUCGUGUUGCUGAUAAGCCUGACGAAGUGGAAAUAUUGAAAGAAGAAGUAGCCAGAGAAUUGAAGAUUAUCGAUCCGGUCGCCAUUGAUGCCGCUUCAGAGACCAACCUCUUCGUGGCCCAGGAGGCCCUCAAGUUCUUGUAG
Molecule: messenger RNA, 6383 nt
Organism: Nezara viridula (southern green stink bug)
Lineage: Eukaryota; Metazoa; Arthropoda; Insecta; Hemiptera; Pentatomidae
Source: the annotation of a GenBank genome assembly